GCCAAGUAUCGACCAGGUCCCACCUCCAGCCGUAAGGCGCGUGCGCAAAUGAGCAGAAAAAUUCCAUGAAUUCCAGAUAAAUUCCAGCGUUUGCAUUGCAAUACACCUGUGUAAACCUUAAAUAAUAAUCGCAGCUAAAAGCCAAUAGGCCGACUCGAUUAUUGGCCAAGUGUUUGAGUGUCAAGUGGAGUGUGAGAGGAAGAAACGAAGCCCUAAGGAUAUAAACCAGAGAGUGGAAGGGUAAUCAAGUGCCAGACUAAUUUCAAAUUGUGUGUCAGUAGGAUAAAUCGAUUUUAUUUUCGGGAAGCUGUAAACAACCCUUGUGCUCCAAAAACCAACAACCAGCACCAAAAAUGGCUUAUAGAUUAAAGGCCACCAAGUGUCCCACGGACGAGCUAUCCCUCACCAAUCGUGCCAUUGUGAAUGUUGGCGACUUUCCCGACGACGUCAAGUAUGCUGACAUCUCGCCCGCUCCGGGCCAGCACUUCAUCUUCGCUUUGGAGAAGACAGUGGAGGUGCCCAGCGGCUAUGUCGGCUUCUCCCUGGUCCAGCGCAAGUGGGCCAUGGUCUCCAUCAACCAGGAGCUGGAGGUGCGUCCCUACCGCUUCGAUGCCAACUCGGAUGUCAUCACCUGUGUCUCCUUCGAAACUGAUUUUCUGCAAAAGAAAACUGUCUCCCAGGAGCCCUACGACUCCGACCAGAUGGCCAAGGAGUUCAUCAUGCAGUUCGCUGGCAUGGCCCUCACAGUGGGCCAGUCCUUGGUGUUCAACUUCAAGGACAAGAAGCUUCUAGGACUGGCCGUCAAGUCGCUGGAGGCCAUCGACCCGAAGAGCCUGGGCGAGGGCAAGGAGCCUGCCAUGAGGAAUGUGAGAUUCGGCCGGAUCCUGGGCAACACGGUCGUCCAGUUCGAGAAGGCGGAGAACAGCUCUUUGAACCUGCAGGGCAAGAGCAAGGGCAAGGUGGUCCGCCAGUCGAUCAUCAAUCCGGACUGGGACUUUGGCAAGAUGGGAAUCGGUGGCCUGGACAAGGAGUUCAACUCGAUCUUCCGACGUGCCUUCGCCUCGCGCGUCUUCCCGCCGGAACUGGUCGAGCAGCUGGGCUGCAAGCACGUCAAGGGUAUCCUUCUGUACGGCCCUCCAGGCACUGGCAAGACCCUGAUGGCCCGCCAGAUCGGCACUAUGUUGAAUGCCCGGGAGCCGAAGAUCGUGAAUGGACCACAGAUCCUGGACAAGUACGUGGGCGAGUCGGAGGCCAAUGUCCGGCGACUGUUCGCCGAGGCCGAGGAGGAGGAGAAGCGCCUGGGACCGAACAGCGGCCUCCACAUCAUCAUCUUCGAUGAGAUCGAUGCCAUUUGCAAGCAGCGUGGCUCCGUGGCCGGGAACAGUGGCGUCCACGACACGGUCGUCAAUCAGCUGCUGACCAAGAUCGAUGGCGUCGACCAGCUGAACAACAUCCUGGUGAUCGGGAUGACCAAUCGUCGGGACAUGAUCGAUGAAGCUCUCCUGCGACCCGGCCGCCUCGAAGUCCAAAUGGAGAUCAGCCUGCCGAACGAACAGGGUCGGGUCCAGAUCCUCAACAUUCAUACCAAGCGGAUGAGGGACUUUAACAAGAUCAACGAGGACGUCGAUUGCAAGGAGAUUGCCGCUCUGACCAAGAACUUUAGUGGCGCCGAGCUGGAGGGUCUGGUGCGUGCCGCCCAGUCCAGUGCCAUGAAUCGACUGAUCAAGGCCGAUGCCAAGGUCACCGUCGAUCCCGAGGCCAUGGAGAAGCUGAAGGUGAACCGGGAUGACUUCCUCCACUCCCUGGAGAACGAUAUCAAGCCGGCCUUCGGCACUGCCCAGGAGAUUCUCGACAAUAUGCUCGCCCGCGGCGUCAUCAACUGGGGUACUCCGGUUAGCAAUCUUCUGGAGGACGGGAUGCUCUAUGUCCAGCAAGCCAAGGCACCGGAAUCGAGUGGCCUGGUCUCUGUGCUGGUGGCCGGUGCCCCCAACUCCGGCAAGACCGCUCUGGCCGCCCAGCUGGCCAAGAUGUCGGACUUUCCGUUCGUCAAGGUCUGUUCGCCGGAGGAUAUGGUUGGGUUCACGGAGUCGGCCAAGUGCCUGCACAUCCGGAAGAUCUUCGACGACGCCUAUCGCUCCACGCUCAGCUGCAUUGUGGUGGACAAUGUGGAGCGGCUCCUCGACUACGGUUCGAUUGGUCCGCGCUACUCCAAUAUGACGCUCCAGGCCCUGCUGGUGCUGCUCAAGAAGCAGCCGCCCAAGGGUAGGAAGCUCCUCAUCCUCUGCACCUCCAGUCGUCGGGAGGUCCUGGAGGAGAUGGAGAUGCUAACGGCCUUCACUUCGGUGCUGCAUGUUCCCAAUCUAUCGCAUCCGGAUCAUGUCCUGGCCGUGCUCGAGCACACGGACAUCUUUAGCAAGGGCGAGGUCCAGGCCAUUGGCAAGAAGAUGGCUGGAAAGAGGGUCUUCAUUGGCAUCAAGAAGCUACUGGGCCUGAUCGACAUGGCCCGUCAGACGGAGCCCUCCCAGCGGGCCAUCAAGUUUCUGUCCAAAAUGGAGGAGGAAGGUGGCCUCGACAUGGUGGCACGUCAGUAGGUGGCGCCACCAAUCCCAAUACGAUGCAAUCUCAAUUAUUAGCUUCUAAGUGCCGAGAAUGGACGAAGCACGACAAACACCGCAAUAACUUAUACCAAAAAAUAAUGCAAUAUAUAUCUGCAAACCGAUAUAUAUAUAUAUAUAUAUAUGAGUGUGUGACCCAAGGCUUCGCGUUGUUCAGAUUAUAUAUAUUAUAUAUAAGGAGAUAUUUAUGUAAUUCCUGUAAUUCUGAGUUCUCCCGUUCUGAGGAGCACAAUCAAAUCGGAAAUCAGAAAUCGGAAAUCGGAAAUGUGAGAUAUAUGUGAGACCUGGGGACCUGAAGAUUUCACAAAAAAAGAGAAGAGAAGAGAAGAAAGCUAGACAGAAGAUAGUCUCAAUAAUCUAAAAUACCAUGAUAUCCUUAUCGUUGAUUUUUAUUUUAGGACUUCCUUUCGGAUGAUCCAGGAUAUCGCUUUGAAGGAAGAUAAAAGCCAGAAGAAAACACCAAAAAACAAGAAAAAAUAUAACCAAAGUUGUUGUUUAUCAGUGAUUUAACGAACGAAACUACCUAAUUAAUUAAUUAACAAACAAACAAACAAAAAUUUAUUAAAUCAAAUAUUGUUAACCGCCAAUGUUAUAUACAUAUACGUAUAUCUUAAAUAAAUCGAUCUCGAAUUCCAUCUUAGGUGGCUCUCCACAGGCCCUGAAUCUAUUAUAUAUAUUAUUAUAAAUAAAGCAAUUAACUAAUUCAACUAA
Molecule: messenger RNA, 3326 nt
Organism: Drosophila ananassae
Lineage: Eukaryota; Metazoa; Arthropoda; Insecta; Diptera; Drosophilidae
Product: vesicle-fusing ATPase 1
Exons: 6
Coding region: 354-2591 (745 amino acids)
Biological process (GO): intra-Golgi vesicle-mediated transport; SNARE complex disassembly; Golgi to plasma membrane protein transport
Cellular component (GO): Golgi stack
Molecular function (GO): ATP binding; ATP hydrolysis activity
Source: RefSeq, a predicted model, not a curated record